AAGUAUGAUAUGCACUGACGACAAAAAAAAAAGGUAUGAAAUGCACUAGCGGAGGAUCAUAAACUUGUUUAUAAGAUCUGUAUGAGUCGGUUUCUAUCAAAACAGGUACUUUAACAUCGUACCACCCAUCUCUUCUGUUCUCUAAACUCGUCUCUGUCUCUGUCUCUUUCUCUCUCUCUCUCUCUCUCUACACUUUCUAGAGACUUCUUCUUUCUCUCUUUCCUUGAAUUUUGAUGGCACAGUCUCUACUCUCCUACGACGUCUCCGAUCUCUGUCUAGGCAAGCCUCCUCUCCGUUGUCUCUCCGCCUCUUCCUCCUCCGUGUCCGACGCCAUCGCUGCCAUAAAGUCCUCUGAAGACACUUUCCUAUCAGUCUGGAACUGCAAUCACGACGAAACCGAUGUCACAGAGUGCGAGUGCUUGGGAAAAAUAUCAAUGGCUGACGUCAUCUGCCAUUUGUCUAAAGACCAUGGCUACAACACUCUCUCUGCCUUAAACGCACCCGUCUCUGUUCUGCUCCCCAAAACUCGUUCCCUCGCUCUCCAUGUUCAACCCUCCUGCAGCUUAGUUGAAGCCAUAGACCUGAUAAUCGGAGGAGCACAGAAUCUGAUUGUCCCGAUUCAGACAAAACCCUUCACUAAGAAAAGGCAGGAAAACGACAAAGUUUCACUCACCACCUCAACGCAUUCGAACGGACGACGAUUCUGCUGGAUCACUCAAGAAGACAUCAUACAGUUUCUCCUCGGAACCAUCGCCGCAUUCUCUCCUUUGCCGGCGAUGUCAAUCUCAGAUCUCGGUAUCAUCAACAGCACACACGCAAUCCUCGCCGUUGAUUACCACUCCUCCCCUUCCGCCGUCAUCUCCGCCAUAUCCAACGCUCUCGUCGACCAAACCUCUGUGGCUGUUGUCGACGGCGAAGGAGACGACUUUUUAACGUCCUUAAUCGGUGAGAUCUCUCCUAUGACACUAACUUGCUGCGACGAGACAGCUGCUGCGGCGGUGGCAACUCUCUCAGCCGGAGAUCUGAUGGCGUACAUAGACGGAGCAAAUCCACCGGAGAGUCUCGUCCAGAUCGUUAGGAAUCGUUUGGAGGAUGAAAGACUGAUGGGUCUGCUCUCGCUUUUCGAUUCUGUCUCACCUUCGUCGCCGUCGUCGUGUUAUUCGUCGGAUGAAGAAUCACCGACGAGGACGACGUCGUUUGGGAGGUCGAUGAGUAGCUCGGCGAGAAUGGCGAGGAAGUCGGAGGCGAUAGUGUGUAAUCGAAAGAGCUCGUUGAUGGCAGUGAUGAUCCAAGCGAUCGCUCAUAGAGUGAACUACGCGUGGGUGGUUGAAAAAGAUGGUUGUUUUGUUGGCAUGGUUACUUUUGUUGAUAUCUUAAAAGCUUUUAGGAAAUUUUUGGAGAAUGACAUGUGAAAUAUUUUUAUUCUGUAAUGUUCUUUUGUGUUUUGUUAAUUACUACUACUACAAGUCUACAACCCAACAAAACAAAAUGUGUUUGUUCAUUGUUGGGGUUUGUUUUGUGUUUUGGUGUGGAUGAGCAGCCUGUCGGAGUUUGUGAUUAACUAAAAACGUGUUUGGUAAGAGCUUUAUUCGUCUUUUGGUAUA
This is a messenger RNA of Capsella rubella, 1604 nucleotides long. Its product is annotated as CBS domain-containing protein CBSX5. Lineage: Eukaryota; Viridiplantae; Streptophyta; Magnoliopsida; Brassicales; Brassicaceae. The coding region runs from base 234 to 1412 and encodes 392 amino acids. The transcript has 2 exons. The record is from RefSeq and is a predicted model, not a curated record.